UAUUCAAGAAUAAACUGUUUGUUCCAGUUUGCUUUAUGAUAGUCUGAAACGACAGAUAAUUAAAAUUAAAAUAAUGAAGAUAAAGGAAGGGAUAUUUAUUAUUUUUCAACUUUCAGAUGUACUUUGGGAAAAUUAAGUAACAAUCGCUUUUAGCAUUUAUAAACUCUCCAUGUCGUUUGUUCUUGAACGUUUCCUGUUAACCUUUUUGGGUUAGCCCCUGAACUUAGUUGGCUUAAGGCAGUUCCUGGUGUUAAUUCAGUGUUUGGACCUAAUUUAGGAUGGCUGCUAGAGCUCUGAGUUGGUGUGUGAACAGCUCCUUAUUGCAGUUUGCUCCUGGAGCCAAAGGCACGAAGCUCAGGGGAACUAGCUACUUCUUUUGGACAACUUUCCGAAGGACUGUCGGCUCUCUGCGUAGUGGACGAGCUUCAUUCCUCCUGGGGCUUCCUGCUCUGUCCUAUCUGAGUUAUGAAGCGGUUCGGUGGGUGCAGAGUUCAGCUGUGGUCUGGGCUUCAGACGAAGAGAAGGUUUUGCAGCAGGCGGACUACCUGUAUGGAUGUGCAGAAACAGAGAGGCUUUACCAGCUGCUGCUGCAGUACAAGGACAGUGACAAUGCAGAGUUCCUGUGGAGGCUGGCCCGGGCGUCUCGUGACCUGUCCCUGCUGCCCGACACUCAGCCUGAACGAAAGAAGCAGCUGGUCUUCGAGGCCUUUGGAUAUGCACAGAGGGCCCUGGAGAGGGAUGAUACGUGCUUUGCUGCACACAAAUGGUACGCCGUGUGUCUCAGCGAUGUUGGGGAUUUUGAAGGAGUCAAAGUAAAAAUUGGAAACUCCUACAUCAUCAGGGAGCAUCUGGAGAAAGCCAUCAAGCUCAAUCCCAAAGAUGCCACUUCAUUACACAUUUUAGGCUUCUGGUGUUUUGCUUUUGCUGAGCUGCCGUGGUAUCAGCGCAAAGUGGCAGCUGUCAUUUUUGCUUCACCGCCGACGUCCACAUACGAAGAGGCACUGGAGUUCUUCCUGCAAGCUGAACAAGUUGAUCCCAACUUCUACAGUAAAAACCUGCUGAUGCUCGGGAAGACGUACCUGGCCAUGAAGGAGAAGCAGAAAGCGCUGCUCUGGCUGACCAAAGCUAAAGAUUAUCCUGCUCACACACUGGAGGACAAAGAGGUCCAUAAGGAAGCUGUGAACCUUCUAAAGAAGCUUGGAUGAAGAGCUCAUCUCCUCUUCGUGGAACAGGAGGCUGUUCCCGACCCUCGGACCGAUUCUGUAAUAAUUACUGCAGUAAAACUGGUUUCACACAAACCAGCCAUGCUUCCUAGAAAUAUGCAUCGUGGGUAAUUUAUGUUAGAAACAGAAGACACCAGUGAAUGUGGCUAAAUGGAAGCAAGCGACGAUGAUUGUUUUAUUGGAACAAAUCUUUGAUUUGCUCAUCCUGCCUCUACCUGGAUUUUAAGAUCAUUCCUUUUAUAAUUAAUAUUAACUGAAUAUUUACUGUUCUGAUGAAAAA
Nothobranchius furzeri (turquoise killifish) is the source of this 1503-nucleotide messenger RNA. It is a transcript of the gene rmdn1, whose product is annotated as regulator of microtubule dynamics 1. Gene Ontology annotation, molecular function: microtubule binding. Gene Ontology annotation, cellular component: spindle microtubule; mitochondrion; cytoplasm. The record is from RefSeq and is a predicted model, not a curated record. Lineage: Eukaryota; Metazoa; Chordata; Actinopteri; Cyprinodontiformes; Nothobranchiidae.